This is a messenger RNA of Scomber scombrus (Atlantic mackerel), 3450 nucleotides long. It is a transcript of the gene mapk14b, whose product is annotated as mitogen-activated protein kinase 14b. Lineage: Eukaryota; Metazoa; Chordata; Actinopteri; Scombriformes; Scombridae. The record is from RefSeq and is a predicted model, not a curated record. The transcript has 12 exons. Gene Ontology annotation, cellular component: nucleus; cytoplasm. Gene Ontology annotation, molecular function: MAP kinase activity; ATP binding. Bases 268 to 1353 code for a protein of 361 amino acids. Gene Ontology annotation, biological process: intracellular signal transduction; protein phosphorylation.
CUGACCCAAGCGCAGUCUGUGGAGGAAGUUGGCUCCAGGAACCCCGACGUGCACGGAGAGGCUUUUUUUCUUGCACAACUGCACCUUGUUUGCACGACUGGGCGGCUGAAGUAGUUGAAGAGCGUCUUGGUGGUGAGUUUUCACUGGAGAGCAGCACCGCACCACGUCGUGCCACACGGGGAGGAGGAGAGGAGAGAAGAGGAGACAGGGCUGAAGUUUCCGCUGGCUUGUUUUGUCGCUGCGGGGCUACUGGUGAAAUCCGCAGGAAUGUCGCAGAACGAGAGACCCACUUUCUACCGACAGGAGCUCAACAAAACCGUGUGGGAGGUCCCGGAGCGCUACCAUAACUUAUCUCCCGUCGGCUCCGGUGCUUACGGAUCCGUAUGUUCAGCAUAUGACGAGAAGGCAGGCGUGAAGGUAGCAGUGAAGAAGUUGUCCAGACCCUUCCAGUCCAUCAUCCACGCAAAGAGAACAUACAGAGAGCUGCGGCUGCUCAAACACAUGAAGCACGAGAAUGUGAUCGGUCUAUUAGAUGUUUUCACACCAGCGACGAGCUUAGAGGAGUUCAAUGAUGUGUACUUGGUGACCCAUCUAAUGGGGGCAGACCUGAACAACAUCGUCAAGUGUCAGAAGCUGACUGAUGACCACGUCCAAUUCCUCAUCUACCAGAUUCUCAGAGGCUUAAAGUACAUCCAUUCUGCAGACAUCAUCCACAGAGAUUUAAAGCCCAGUAAUCUGGCCGUGAAUGAAGACUGUGAGCUCAAGAUCCUGGAUUUUGGUUUGGCACGGCACACAGAUGAUGAAAUGACAGGCUAUGUAGCCACCCGGUGGUACAGAGCCCCAGAAAUCAUGCUCAACUGGAUGCACUACAACAUGACAGUGGAUAUCUGGUCGGUGGGCUGCAUCAUGGCUGAACUACUUACUGGUCGGACGCUCUUCCCUGGCACAGACCACAUUGAUCAGUUGAAGCUUAUAAUGAUGCUGGUUGGAACCCCAGGGCCUGAGCUCUUGAUGAAAAUCUCUUCAGAGUCUGCAAGGAACUAUAUCAACUCACUUCCCCAUAUGCCCAAGAGGAACUUUGCUGAUGUAUUUAUUGGUGCCAACCCUCUUGCGGUAGACUUGCUGGAGAAAAUGCUGGUGCUGGACACAGACAAGCGGAUCACAGCGUCCGAGGCUCUGGCCCACUCUUACUUUGCCCAGUACCACGAUCCAGAAGAUGAGCCUGAAGCAGAGCCGUAUGACCAGAGCUUUGAAAGCCGUGAGCUGGAAAUCGAGGAAUGGAAGAGGUUAACUUAUGAGGAGGUAGUCAGCUUUGAGCCACCUUCGUUUGAUGGAGACGAGAUGGAAUCGUGAGGAGGGCGGCAACCAUUGUUUUCCAAGAAACACUCUUUAAGGACUAUCAGUCUAAUGUGACUAUCCACCACUCUCCUCACACACACACGCACAACCACGACAUUCAAGUGCCUGCCGUCAUUCAUCUCCGGGGGACGUUGCGAUUUCAGGGAUAAAACUUCCCGUUCAUCCCGUCCUUCACUUUUUGCUGGUUUUGUUACUUUCUCUUUGCAGCCAAAUGCGCUGAGGCAGACUUUAAUCCUCCUUUAUAUUUUUAGUGAGUUUUUACAUCAGACAUUUAUUAUUUAUAUAGUGUCCCCUCUUUGAUACAGAAAACGAGUAUUUACAUUUCAGUAUCUUAAAGCGAAUUGGAUUCUGUAUUUUAUAAAGUUAUACAACUUAGCAGGAAUUAACACUGAAUGAAAAAUAAGUUGGAUUGAGUAGUUUGAAACAGUGAUGUGUCUAAAAUGUAUCUUUCCUCCAAACAUUAGAAUUACAUGUUAUUUCUAUCAGUGCAGAGACCUGAUAAAUAUGUGUAAAUAUGACAGCAAACAGUAUUUGUACAGAAGUACUUCAGUCAAACGAGUUACCACAUUGGUGUAAUAGUCAUAGCUGAUCCCUUGCACAGUAUGAAUUUUAUAACCAGAGUUUAGUCAGAUAUGCCAUAUAAAGAAAUAUGUAAUUUAAUACAAGUAUGUAUUAUAGCAUUGGCUAGAAAUAUGUGAAAUAUUUACUUCUCAAUGGCACAGAUUCAAGGCACAGAUUCAAGGCUUGUUUUUCUUGUAGAAUUCAAGGAUUUACAGCUUCCCUUUUUUAACAGAAGUCUGAGUUUGGAAAAAGUGUGUAUCCAUUAGCUCAUUUCACUCACACACAUUUUAGAUUAUAGUCUCUACUCCUUUUGCUCUGUAUAAAUUCUUCUUUUAGCACUUCUGUUGUUUCAGAGGAAUGUUUCAGCAUACAGUCACCCUUAUCACAACCUGCAGUACCACUCAAGCAUGAUAAAGCCAGAAGUGGCUUGUUAGUUUUGAUAUUUGGUGUUUUACAUCAUAUCAUCUGACAAUGUACUUUAAUCAUAUUGCAUUUAUAAAACAUAGUACUAUUAAUGUUUAUUGAAUGUUGGGGGCGCCAGUCUGCCCUGUAUUUAUGAUCUCUUGUCAUGUUUGUAUAUCGAUGUAAAAGAGAAUAUUAUUUGUCAGAAUUUAAGGUUCUUUUUAUUAUUUAUGGAGAGCUCACUGUAUCGGAAACCAAAUGUAUCAUCAAUAAUCUAAUACGUCAGUUAAGCCGUUGUGACUGCAGUUACAGCUUGUAUCAGAGCCAACAAUGUCGUUAAAUUGUUGAGGACAACUAUAACUUUUCCAAUCAGAUUCACAUUCUCUAUGUGCUUCAAGUACAUCUUGCAUUGGCAGACAAACCACUACUCUUUACACUCCCAUUUCUUUAGUGUAAAACAUUGAUGGAGAAAAAAAAGAAGUGUUUUUUUGUUUCAAGUAAUGUUUUUCAUGUGAAUUAUUUUCACAUGUGCCAUACAAGCUUUAUCCACAGUUGCUCUGGCUAAUCAAUCACACAAUAUCAGUGUCUUCAGUUUCAUCAGGAUCUGCUUGUUCCCAUGUAGUGCUUUUUCUGAUGUAUUAUUUUAUUAUUUGUGUGUUCAAAUCAAGAUUUGAUGUUAUUCUGUGAUUCUGAAAUAUUAAUUGUUUUUUGGGUAAUGCUAGAAACAUAUUUGUCAUUCAGUUGAAUAAUUUAGUAGGGCACAUGUUUGUGGGAAAGAGUGUACGUUUACUCACUGGAUGCUGAAGGGCAAAGCUGAAGCCUCAUUGUUUGUAAUUAAAACAACCGCAUCAGUUUGAUAGGAUAUUUAUCUCGUCCAUAUCCCAAUGUCAAUAGUUAAUUUGGUCAUUGGUUAUGCUUUCUUUGCCUGAAAUGUGUUCCUAUCUUUUUACUAUGUUCUAUACCACAUGUACCAAGACAGCAGGCCACGCCACCUGUAAAUACCACCAUUAGAAAAUAAAAGCUACUAUUUUUCAAACCUGUAACAGUGUACAGUUAUGUUGUGCCACAGUUUAGCAUGCUGGUACCAGUAGGCAGCAGCAUAGCAUCAAUACAACAAAACCUGUAAGA